AUCAGUCUGCGUCCAUCCACCGCGUCUCUAUGCAUCGUACGCUCAAUCUGCUAAACUCCGCUCCCUCUUACCAAACUAAUUUCAUUGUAACAGAAACACGAGUCUUCUCUUUUUCAUCCCUGUUCUCUCCCUUUCUGUUUCUCCUUCAAUGGCUUCUUUCAAAUUCUUUCUUCUCCUCUGUUGCUCCCUUUUCCAUUUUCUUUACCAAGUUCAUGCUCAUAUCUCCGUCCCAGAUUCUGUACUUCUUCCUGUUACCAAAGAUCUUGCAACCCUCCAAUACGUUACCCAAAUCGAUUAUGGCAUCCCACAAGUACCCACCAAGCUUGUAAUUGAUCUAGGCAGUCCCUUUCUCUGGGUUGAUUGUGCCUCAGGCUACGUUUCAUCUAAGCGUAUAAUUCCCAGUUGUUCAAUUCAGUGCUCAUCGGCAAAGGCCUUUCGAUUUGGAAACAAUAGUUGCUUUUCUGGUACUUCUAGGUCUGAAGCUCAUCCCUCAACUUGUGAUCUCUUCACAGAAAACGGAAUCACACAGUUGACAUCAAGAGGGGAGCUUGCAGAAGAUAUUGUAGCCAUCCAAUCUGUAGAAGAUGGUAAAAUCAUGAAAAUUGAUCACUUUCUCUUCGCUUGUGCUCCUACUUCUCUGUUAAAUGGCUUAGCCAGAGGUGCCCAAGGGAUGCUAGGCCUAGGAAGAAGUCCAGUUGCAUUACCGUCACAGCUUGCUGCAGCGUUUGAUUUCCACAAGAAAUUUGCUUCCUGCUUGUCUUCCUCUAAUGGCUUUAUACUAUUUGGGGGAAGGGAUUCACUUUUUAGCCCAGAUAUUUCAAGGUCACUAACCUACACACCUCUAGUCUGCAACCCGGGAGGUAACAAUCAGGAAUAUUUCAUCAACGUGAGGUCCAUCAAGAUUAACGGCAAGCGAUUGGCUCUAGGCCAAGGAGGCAUUAAAGGGACAAAAAUAAGCACAACUGUGCCUUACACCACUUUGGAGAGCUCAAUCUAUGGCACACUUGUGAAGGCUUAUAUAAGGGCUGCAAAUGUUGUGAAUAUGACGAUGGUUGCUCCCGUGGCCCCUUUUGGCCUUUGCUUUAGUUCAAAAGGGAUUGGUGUCAACGAACUGGGAGCAGAUGUUCCAGCAAUUGAGCUAGUGCUGCAGAGCGAGAUGGUGAAGUGGAGGAUACAUGGGAGAAAUUCUAUGGUGGGUGUGAGUGAUGAGGUGAUGUGCUUGGGGUUGUUGGAUGGUGGGCUGGACUCAAACACCUCAAUUGUAAUAGGAGGGCUUCAAUUAGAGGAUACCCUUUUAGAUUUUGAUUUAGGAACUUGUAUGCUUGGAUUUAGUUUGCCUCAUCAGAUGAGACAAACUUCUUGUUCUAAGUUCCUGCUGGAGUCCACCUCGCUUAAGGAGUCUAUGUGAAUGUGCGAUUCCUCUGGUUUGGAAUUUUAAUUUUAUUUAAAGCCAUUCUCAUUUUUUCUUUA
Molecule: messenger RNA, 1470 nt
Organism: Manihot esculenta (cassava)
Lineage: Eukaryota; Viridiplantae; Streptophyta; Magnoliopsida; Malpighiales; Euphorbiaceae
Product: probable aspartic proteinase GIP2
Exons: 1
Coding region: 149-1408 (419 amino acids)
Biological process (GO): proteolysis
Molecular function (GO): aspartic-type endopeptidase activity
Source: RefSeq, a predicted model, not a curated record